Molecule: messenger RNA, 1368 nt
Organism: Hevea brasiliensis (rubber tree)
Lineage: Eukaryota; Viridiplantae; Streptophyta; Magnoliopsida; Malpighiales; Euphorbiaceae
Product: protein VACUOLELESS GAMETOPHYTES
Exons: 2
Coding region: 105-932 (275 amino acids)
Source: RefSeq, a predicted model, not a curated record
CAAAAGUCUUCUUGCCAUCCCUAACUCCAUUAUUGCUUUGCUAAUCCUAAUCUCUCUCAUAUUUCAAGAAAAACAGUAUGGAAAGUCCUCUGUAAAGGAAAGAAAUGGGAAGGCUCAAUCAUGAUCCAAGAAUCCACCACUUCAGCCACCCUCAUCCCCUAGAGCUAUCAAACAACAACCUUCAAUCUCUAUCUCCACAUACAACUCCAUGUUCAGCCUGUAAGCUCCAGUCUUCUGGGUGGAUAUACUCUUGUAAGCCCUGCAACUUCACCCUCCACUUGUCAUGCAGCCAACUUCCCUCUUUAAUCAAACACCCAGGCCAUCCCAUCCACCCGCUUACCCUCCUUCCCACCCCAGCUUACCCAGGUGGAGCUUUCAACUGUGAUGGUUGUGGCAGCGAUGGCCAUGGCUUCAGCUACCACUGCAACAAAUGUGGCUUUGAUAUUCACGCUACUUGUGCUCAAAACCCACUUUCACUUGCCCAUCAAUCUCACCCUCACGCACUGCAUCUCACCUUUCACCCUCCUUACCACACCAAAGGCUUCUCCUGCGAUAUAUGCCAGAAGAUCGGGUCUAAUCACUGGCUCUACCGGUGUGGUCCAUGCGAGUUUGACGCUCACUUGGAGUGUGCAAUGAGUGCUAAUGUUAUGCCAAGGGGUCAGGCUCAGACUCAGGCUCAGGCUCAGGCUCGUUUUCAGCGAUGUCUGAAUUUCCCAGGAACGAAUCAUCAAUACCAGCAACAUGAGAAUAGAGUUCUUCCGCCUUCUAUGCAGGGGAAUAAUGGUACAACUGGUGUGGUGGAUGUACUGGUUCAAGGGUUUCUGGAUGGAGCUGCACAUCAGAGUUUUGUGCAAAGCAGCAUGGGUGAUGGCAGCAGCAACAAUGGUGAUUCUUUUGCUGCUGCUGAUUCUUCCUAUUCCUUAGAUCUAUAGUUGAUCUUGAAUCUGAUUUGCAAAAUUAGAAGAUUGGAUUGAUGCCUUCAAAGAUGCAAGAAUCACAAAGGGUGUUGCGCGGUUUUCCUUUAAAUAUAUGGGUGGUCUGCUUUAUCAAUGAACGUUGGAGAUGGGCGCAGGCGCACAACCAUUGGUAAACAACUUCUGCAAUCACUCAACAAAAGAAAUAGAAUUAGAUCACUUACUUGUUCAUAUACAUGCUGAAUACACCAUAGGCAUGUAUCAAAUCAUAUGUCCUGGGGUACGUAUCAAAGGCCUCACACCUGCAAGUAAGAAUUAUUAAACUGUUCAUUAUUUCACCUUGAAAAAAAAAAAGGAAUUAUUAAUUGUUCUGAAGUACACCUUAGUUCUUCAGCUAAAAUACCUAGAUUAAUAAAUAAGAAAUUUUAGAAAUACAAGAAAAUUUUCUGAUAAA